Molecule: messenger RNA, 1059 nt
Organism: Trichoderma breve
Lineage: Eukaryota; Fungi; Ascomycota; Sordariomycetes; Hypocreales; Hypocreaceae
Product: ankyrin repeats (3 copies) domain-containing protein
Exons: 1
Coding region: 1-1059 (352 amino acids)
Cellular component (GO): cytoplasm; nucleus
Molecular function (GO): protein binding
Source: RefSeq, a predicted model, not a curated record
AUGACUGAAACAAAUGUUGAGACCCCAUUGGUAGCGCAACCACAACACCAAAUACUCUUGUCGCCGCUGGAUGCAGCGUGGGAUCCUUCAUUGCCCACCGACGACAUUGAUGAAUACUGCUGGACACCCCUGCAACUCGCCGCUAGAAGUGGAGAGCUACAGGUCGUCCAAGAGAUCCUCGCCUCCAACCCCUCAGCUGUGAACGACCCUCCAAGUGGCUACUAUGGCCAGACGGCCUUGCAAGCUGCCUGUAUGCAGGGACAUGAGGAUAUAGUAAGAAGUUUACUUGAUGCUGGAGCAGAUGUCCACUUCUGUGGCGGGAACAACUUCCAGCGCACUGGCCUUCAGAUUGCCUGUGGGCAAGGGAAUGAAAACGUUGUGCGAAUGCUUCUGGCCGCGGGUUCCGAGAUCAACAUGAGUCCGACGACGAACCACGGCAUCCGUGUGCUGACGCAAACCCACCAAACAACUCAAUCAGCACCUAAAACUUUUGCUGUCGCUCGAUACAAUGGAAGAACUGCACUGCAAGCAGCAUCGGAACGCGGUCAUCUUAGCAUCGUGAAGCUGCUGUUAGAACUCGGGGCAGAAGUCAACGCCCCUCCGUCGCCAAUCGCCGGUCGCACGGCGUUACAGGCGGCAUCUAGCGGCGGAUUCGUGGCAGUCGUGCAGCUGCUGCUGGAAAAUGGAGCACAGAUAAAUGCCCCAUCGGCUAGGUACAAAGGGAUCACGGCUCUUCAGGGAGCAUGCUUGCAAGGGAGCUCGGAAAUUGUAGACGUGCUGCUCAAGUCCGGUGCAGAUGUGAAGGCUUCUGGAGGAGGUUACGAUGGCGAUGGAACAGCUUUGCACGCAGCUGCUGAGAAGGGAUACCUUGGGAUUGUGAAAAAGCUUGUUGGCAUUGGGGCGGACGUCAAUUCAAGCUACAAUCGCAGAGGCCAGACGCCGAUCCAGGGGGCUAUGGCAGGCGGACAUGAAGAGGUGGUCGAAUAUCUCCGAGACAUGGGCGCUGUGGGCAGGACCGGGGGAGGCAUCUUCAUUUUCAAUCACUCAGCUGGUCAGUAA